AUGGAGGAGACAAAGAAGACGACUUCUCCAAAAGUGAACUUCCUCACCGAUGACCUAUGGGAAAACAUACUCGUGAGACUACCGCUUAAGAACAUCACCACUCUAAAACUGGUCUGCAAGCGAUUGAAAACAAUCGUCGAAUCUCCGUUUCUCCGCGAGCUUUUCCUUUCUCGUCAUCAAAACUCGCAUUCUUCGUGGUCGCUCAUGUGCAGGGAUUCCAAGAAAGAAGUCCUUGCUCUCUACGGAUGCGAGAUCUGGGGUCUCCAACGAUCUCUUGGCUCUUACAUCUCCUCUUUCCUUACAGACAGGUUCAAGAAACAGAGAGAUCAAAACAGACCAUGUGAAUCAUUCGAGCUCGCUGGACUCGUCACACGCAUUGAAAACAACGUCGUUUUAGGUUACAAAGCUGUUCUGAUGCAUGAUACGAGUGGCAUCGUGACCAGAGCCCUAAGUUUACUUAUAUACUCAUCCGAGACAAAACUGUGGAGUUUCAUGACUCUCCGUACUCAUCUCCCUCUGACAAAUGGUGUUGAACACGAACCACCUCUUAGCUUGAACGGAAACCUUUACUGGCUCGGCUCCGAUGUUGUUGUAUCCCAUGAUUUCUACGCUACUGGCGCGGAAUCUGAUCGGUGCAGCGUUAUACCUUUCCCUGACUCGGGGAAAGAAACGAAUUUCAGAAGAGCUUUCACAGCUUCUCAAGGGUUUCUCAUGUAUAUGAGCAUAGUCAAAGAAGAGAGCGACGAUGACGAUGGAAGUUGGGAGCCUAUGUUAUGUGUGCGAAGGCUAGAGACUGGUGAAUGGCAGCAAGUAUCUACGAUAUCUCCUGCUUGUAUCAGGACCGGGUUCGAAUACUUUCCGAUGGAAAUAAACCCUUUUGAUGCUAAUACAAUGUACUUUUGGAGCAAGAAGCAUAAAUGUCUUGCAUCUACUCACGUGCACAAAGGCAAGUUUGGGCUUCACAACAACCUGGAACGUAGCAGCGACGGUCGUACUCUGAGUUUUGAUGGAGAGUGGGACCCGGAGGAACUCGAACCGUACUUUUCCACGUUUGUGUUUCCGCGUUGGCUUUAUCAGAUCCCUUCCUUACCAUCAUGA
Messenger RNA from Thlaspi arvense, 1098 nucleotides. The record is from the annotation of a GenBank genome assembly. Lineage: Eukaryota; Viridiplantae; Streptophyta; Magnoliopsida; Brassicales; Brassicaceae.